Molecule: messenger RNA, 5252 nt
Organism: Gadus macrocephalus (Pacific cod)
Lineage: Eukaryota; Metazoa; Chordata; Actinopteri; Gadiformes; Gadidae
Product: PH_BCR_vertebrate and RhoGAP_Bcr domain-containing protein
Exons: 23
Coding region: 551-4306 (1251 amino acids)
Biological process (GO): intracellular signal transduction; positive regulation of GTPase activity; protein phosphorylation
Cellular component (GO): membrane
Molecular function (GO): protein serine/threonine kinase activity; GTPase activator activity; guanyl-nucleotide exchange factor activity
Source: RefSeq, a predicted model, not a curated record
CCUGCUAGAUACGAAAUACAUCAAGGGAGGGUAUGUACUUCAAAGACAGCAAACAUUUAACGCAUUAAUCUGAGAGGAUAACAAAACAUUUACAGAUCUGGACAGUCAAGCCCCUCCUCUUUCUGCCCUGGCUAACCAGCGAAAAGCAAAAUAUCCGAACGGUUCAGCAUAAGAUCAGGACUUGUUUCAGUAGAAGAUCAGGACAUGGUUAUGUCUCCCACUAGGACAGCAAUAACUAACUACAUGGAGAGCUUUGGAGCACAGUUCCAGGAAUAACAACGAAUGUUUUGUAUGUUGAACAGCGAUAGGAGUUUGCUUCAGGAUGAUUUUUCUGGAAGAUGAACUUUAAAUUUCUGUGAGUAGACAUCCUACUUAAUUAAUGCAUUCGCUGUAUGAGUCACCGUUAAAUAUAUAUUUUUUUAUAUACAUUUUUGUGUAAAUUGAACUAGCCACAAUGAGAGUUCUUAGUGGUGGACAGCUGUUUGUGAAACUGAUAGUUUUAAAGAAGAAACCUUUUUGUUAAACUUAAUCUGAUUAUACGGUUAAAGAUAUGUUUGAGCCUGUAGGGUUCACGGAGGCUUGGAGGGCCCAGUUUCCGGAGUCCGAGCCCCCAUGCAUGGACCUGAACUCCCAGGGGGACAUUGAACAGGAACUGGACAAAUGCAAGUCAUCUAUCAGGCACCUGGAGAAAGAGGUGAACAAAGAGCGCUUCCGGAUGAUCUACCUCCAGACCAUCCUCGCCAAGGAGAGGAAGUCGUACGACGGCCAGCGCUGGGGCUUCAGGAAGGCGCCUCAGGCAAACGCGGGAGACCCACCCAUGUGUCCAGAGAGUUCCCAGGCGUUAGGGGAAGAGAUGGCUAGAUCUACACAGCUUCCCGAAGACGAGGCGGACUGUGUUCCCCCGUCAAACACACAGAGGUGUGACACAGACUGCGUGUCCCCCCCGCCCCAGGAAACGCCGGACAUCCCGGUGGGCGUGGGCACCGUGGCGGCCCUGAGGUGUAACUUUGAGCGCAUCAAGAGAGCCGACUCUCAGUGUGCAGACAGAGCCUUCUACGUGAACAUGGAGUACCACCAGCAGAAAGGGCUGGUCAGGGUGAACGACCGCGACGUCUCCGACCGGAUCAGCGCCCUGGGCUGCCAGGCCAUGCAGAUGGAGCGCAAGAGGUCCCUCCCCUCCUUCCCGGGCCGCCUCUCGGCCGCCGCAGCGGACACGGGCCGGUCUGUCCUCCGGGGCCGCUCCGUGGAGGACGGCUGUGGCUUCGGUUCCUAUGACGACCUCACCGCCCGUUCCGGCGGAGGAGGGACACCCGAGUGUGUCCAGCCCUACACCAGUGUGUACGUCGGGGGGCUGAUGGCGGACAGGGUGGCCCGGGUCGUCCACGUUCGGGACCUGCGCGGCGGCGGCGACGGCGAGGAGGACGACCGCCGCCUCACCUGGCCUCGGCGCUCCUACUCGCCGGGCAGCUGUGAGGACGUGGCGGGCGGCUACACGCCCGACGGCAGCUCCAACGAGAACCUGACGUCCAGCGAGGAGGACUUCUCCUCGGGCCAGUCCAGCCACGUGUCACCGAGCCCCACCUCGUGCCCCGUGUCCCGGGGGGAGAGCCGCUCGCCCUCCCAGCGGUCCCUGGAGAGCGGCAGUCCCCCCACGCCGCUGGCCCUGAAGCGUCUGCAGCAGCAGGCGCUGGCCUCCCAGGCCCUCGCCGCUCACGGCCGCAGACCCCCCAGGACCGGGGACACCCCGCCGUCCAGCAGGACCUCCCAUGACAGCAGCCUCCAAGGCGAUCAAGACCCCGGGUCCAGGGAGGUCUCUCCAUCCCUCUGCGUUGAUCUGGACCGACCCCCGGAGGAGGCUGGGCGGGGCCGGGAGGAGGCCUGCAUCCCUGCCGCCUCCUCCUCGUCCCCUCGCCGGCUGCGCUCCAGGAGCCAGGACACACAGUCCUCCGGAUCCCUGGAGUCGGCUCUGUCGGUGGAGCUCGACCAGGAGAAGGGUUUGGAGAUGAGGAAGUGGGUUCUGUCGGGGAUCCUGGCCAGCGAAGAGGCCUACCUGGGCCACCUGGAGGCCCUCCUGAUACCCAUGAAGCCCCUGAGGGCCGCUGCCACCACCUCCCAGCCCAUGCUGAGCACCCAGCAGAUAGAGACCAUCUUCUUCAAGGUCCCCGAGCUCCACCAGAUCCACAAGGACUUCUACGAUGCCCUGCUGCCCCGGGUCCAGGACUGGAGCUCCCAGCGGUGUGUUGGCGACCUCUUCCAGAGGCUGGCCAACCAGCUGGGCGUGUACCGGGCCUUCGUGGAUAACUACAAGGUCGCCGUGGAGACGGCCGACAAGUGCUGCCAGGCCAACGUCCAAUUCGCCGAGAUCUCUGAGAACCUCAAGGUGAAGAGCAACAAGGAGUCGCCUAAAAACUCCCUGGAGGCUCUCCUGUACAAACCUGUGGACCGGGUGACGCGCAGCACACUGGUUCUGCACGAUCUGCUGAAGCACACGCCGGCCUGCCACCCCGACCACGCCCUGCUGCAGGACGCCCUGCGCAUCUCGCACAACUUCCUGUCCAGCAUCAACGAGGAGAUCACGCCGCGCCGCCAGUCCAUGACCGUGAAAAAGGGGGAGAACCGGCAGCUCCUCAGGGACCGCUUCAUGGUGGAGCUGGUGGAGGGAUCCAGAAAGCUCCGGCACGUUUUCCUCUUCACCGACCUGUUGCUCUGCACCAAGCUGAAGAAACAGCCUGCAGGGAAGGCGCAGCAGUAUGAGUGCAAGUGGUACAUCCCCCUGGCAGACCUCGCCUUCCACACCAUCGAUGACGCAGAGUCCACGACCAUCCCUCUGGUCCAGGAUGAGGAGAUAGACGCCAUGAAGUUCAGGAUCUCCCAGAUCAAGAACGACAUCCAGAGGGAGAAGAGGAGUGCAAAGGGGCUGAAGCUGCUGGAGCGUCUGAGGAAGAAGCUCGCUGAGCAGGAGUCUCUGCUGCUGCUCACCUCCCCCAACAUGGCCUUCAGGGUGGCCAACCGCAACGGCAAGGGCUUCACUUUCCUGAUCUCCUCUGACUACGAGCGAGCUGAGUGGCGAGAGCUGGUUCACCAGCAGCAGAAAAAGUGUCACAAAAGCUUCUCCCUGACCUCUCUAGAGCUGCAGAUGCUCACCAACUCAUGUGUGAAGCUCCAGAUGGUCCACUCCGUCCCUGUGAUCAUGAGUAAAGAAGACGAAGAGUCUUCCGGUCUGUACGGCUUCCUGAAUGUCAUCGUCCACUCCGCGUCCGGAUUCAAACACACCUCCAAUCUGUACUGCACCCUGGAGGUGGACGCCUUCGGCUACUUUGUGAACAAAGCCAAGACGCGCGUGUACCGGGACUCCACGGAGCCCUGCUGGAACGAGGAGUUUGAGAUCGAGCUGGAGGGCUCCCAGACCCUCCGGCUGCUCUGCUAUGAGAAGUGCUGCGGCAGGACCAGGCAGUCGCGGGACGAGGGGGAGAACACAGAGCGCAUCGUGGCCAAAGGGCAGAUCACGCUGGAUCCUCAGACACUGCAGAACAAGGACUGGCAGAGGACGGUCAUCACUAUGAAUGGGGUGGAGGUGAAGCUGUCCAUGAAGUUCACCAGCAGGGAGUUCAGUCUGAAGAGGAUGCCGUCGCGGAAGCAGUCCGGCGUGUUCGGGGUCAAAAUUAACGUUGUCACAAAGCGGGAGCGCUCCAAGGUGCCCCUCAUCGUGAGGCAGUGUGUGGAGGAGAUCGAGAUGAGAGGCAUGGAGGAGGUGGGGAUCUACAGGGUCUCGGGCGUGGCCACGGACAUCCAAGGCCUCAAGGCGGCGUUCGACUCCAACAAUAAGGACGUGUCUGUGGUGAUGAGGGAGAUGGACGUGAACGCCAUCGCUGGAACUCUGAAGCUCUACUUCCGCGAGCUGCCAGAACCACUCUUCACCGACGACCUGUACCCCAGCUUCUCCGGAGGCCUCGCACUCUCCGACGGCGUGGCCAAAGAGAGCUGCAUGCUCCACCUGCUGCUCUCCCUCCCUGAGGCCAACCUCGUCACCUUCCUCUUCCUGCUGGACCACCUGAAGAGGGUGGCUGAGAACGAGGGCGUCAAUAAGAUGUCCUCCUACAACCUGGCCACGGUCUUCGGCCCCACACUGCUCCGGCCCUCCGAGAAGGACAGCAGAGCGGGCUCCUCUCAGCCGCUCUCCAUGAACGACAGCUGGUCCCUGGAGGUCAUGUCUCAGGUACAACUUCUGCUGUAUUUCCUUCAACUUGAGAACAUUCCGGCACCAGACAGCAAACGACAAAGCCUUCUCUUCUCAUCUGAAAUAUAGCGGGAAUGUGGACCUUUCUAUGAAAUGGUAUCAACUGUUCAAAAGCUGGAAGAAGUGAAUUAUUCUAAGCGUUCACUGCUGCUGGAAAACACAUCAAUUAGAUCUUAGCCACCAGGGGGCAGCAAUAGCGCAUUUUAAACUGGACACAAGGCACUGUGAAAAAAAGCCAUGAGAAGCAAAUUAGCAUAUGCUGUGUACUCUAAUGCUGUUUCAAAGAGAACCCUUUAUAAUCUUAAUACUCAGAACACAUUAUUCCAUGUCUUAUUUAGAAUUUACACUUUGUGUUUUACCAUUACUGCAUUUAAUGAUUCGUCCUGUCCUUUCCUGAAUAUUAGCAACAUGUGUUCAGUGAAAUAAUGGGAGGUUUGUAGGCUUUUAGGUUGGAAUUAGAGUGGAUAUAAUUAUCUGUUCAUUUGCUCCGAGAAAUAUUUAAGCUGGAAUAAAAGUUGCCUGUGCGCUUGUUUCCUGCUGAUAAUCAAUAGGAGCGUUUGAUUUCCGCUGAUGUUUCCAAGGUUGUAAAGAGGUUAGUUAGCACACAACAUGCAGGCAUGUUGAUGUAAAAUGUGUUUUUAGUUGUUAUACUAUGUGUAUGAAACUUAGUCUGUUCACAGGCUCCUCUGGUAUAUAUUGAUUAAGAAAGAAACGGUCGAAUCAGUCCUGUAACAAUAUUGUAAGACAUAGACAUUGUGAGUUGUUAGCUUCCUCAUUCCAAUCAGAUGGCUGUUCAUUUAAUUAAUUUCCCCUUUUUCAUAUUCCAAUUCUUCCCUCUCGUGUUUUUUUUUUCUUUAUGGGUCAGAACCACAGGAAUAGUACACCUGGGAAUAGUUCAUAUUGAAUAGGCCAAAAUAUUCACUGGUAAGACCCUAUCUGACUAAAUCUAAAAAGCAACAACACCGCAUAAAUGUGAUUGAUUAAUGUCAAUAAAACGUUGAUUUAUAAAUGUUGA